AGUCCAAAUCUCUUGUCAUUACAUACAUCCGCCAAAGCCCAAAUAGAACCCAAAAUCAUGGGCCGCAAGAGAGACAGAACCCACUUCAAUCGCCACCUCCCCUACUCCUUCCCCAAGCGCCGCCGUCCAACGCCAAUCACCGACGACCCCUUCCCGGCGCCGGAAGAUAACUCAUCAUCCACCAAGCAACAACCGGCUACUGUGGUGGUUAUUGGGGUUCCUUCUGAAUGCUCUGUACUCGACAUUAAAUCUCGAUUUGAGAUUUAUGGAUCCAUCUCUCGAACCCGUAUGUACCCUAAUGGUCUCGCUCAUAUCACUUUCCGUUCCAAUGAUUCUGCUCAAUCUGCUGUUGAAGCUGCUGAAGAUUCCUCUUUCCCCAUUACUCUCCACUCCAUGCCUGUUCAGGUAAUAUGGGCAACUGAUCAUGCAUCACAGUGGAAAGAAGGCGUGAUGCGAAAGGAUGAAAUAUCCACAUCAACAGUUGUAUCGAAGCUAGUUAAAGCAGAGGUGCCACUAAGUAGGCACGGGAGAGGUAAUCGACUGGGAUCAGCGAUUGUGAACCCCAGAGAUGAGGAUAAUGAUAAUGCUGGAGGUAAUGUUCGCGCACAUGUUAGUACAAGGCUUGUUGAGCCUUACAAGGGUAGGGAAAUUGUUGCCUAUGAUGAUAUUUUGUAACUUGUGGUCAUGGUUUUUGAGGGAUUGCCUCACUUGUAACAUUAGCUAUAAUGCUAUAUGGUUCUUUAAUGUAAUAUUAGAGCUUUCAUUAGGUAAAAGUUGAGAGAUUGUUGCAGAUUAAUUGGGGUGAUUUUCAGUUCUAGAUGUUCUUUUAGUAAGGUUCAGAGCUUGUUUGUUUUCUUCUCUGUGUAGGUAAUACGAUCAGUAAAAAAUAAUCAUGUACGUAAGAUAUUUUUUUUAUAUGACUAUGUUUUUCAUGUAUUCUUCUAUCUUAGCAAAUACGACAUUGUUCCAUGAUUUGGAUUUUGAAGUAAAGAUAGAUAUUGUUACUAUACUUGUGUUCCUCAAUACUUGUACUUGCAGCAUACCACUUGGAACAAGUUGGCAUCGUUGAUGCGUUUUCAGAUUACAUUUUUAGGAUUCUUCCACUCAAAGGGGAUGUAGAAGAACUUUCUUUUCCUGUCGUGGCUUAUAGAAGUCAGGUGCAAUUUGCAAAAAGCAGCCACAUGCUCUUGUAGAGCUAAUUCACCGUGUUAAUUAUCUUAUUUGGUAAGUACUGAUCGUACUCUUGAUGGCACAUUUGAAGCUUUCCAGUUGACUAUUUUGGAGACGCGUAAUUAUGACAAAAAGUUGUUGUAUGGGUUAUGUGAGUUGUGCAUGAUGUCUGUAAAUGUUGAGUCAGAUGUUUGUGGAUGAUGUUAUUGUCUCGAGGUUUAACAGUUUUUACUAGUAAUAAUGCACUACAUUGUUAUUGUGUGGUUACGAGAGUUGGAGCAAUUGUAUUUUGUUCUUGAAAUUGUACAUCUAAGAAUGAUAAGAUGACCAUCUUGAAUCCUAGCGACAGGAGCUACCUCAAAUUUUCUACACUCAUUUUGUGAACAGCAUCAAUGUAUCAUAUGAUGUAAAUGAAGAUGAUGCUUGAUUA
Solanum dulcamara is the source of this 1600-nucleotide messenger RNA. RefSeq lists its product as uncharacterized. NCBI's taxonomy places the organism in Eukaryota, Viridiplantae, Streptophyta, Magnoliopsida, Solanales, Solanaceae. Bases 58 to 675 code for a protein of 205 amino acids. Gene Ontology annotation, molecular function: RNA binding. The record is from RefSeq and is a predicted model, not a curated record. The transcript is spliced from 2 exons.